AUGAAGUAUGACUAUAUCAUUUGUGGUGGAGGUACUUCAGGUUGCAUAAUCGCCUCGACGCUCGCUUCCAAAUUGAAUGCCUCGGUCUUGCUGGUUGAGGCCGGUAGAGACGCCGGGGUUGCUCCUGACGUUCUCGUACCCGGCAAAUAUCUUCACCAGCUUGAAACCGAUGUUCAAGGCCUUUGGCAUUUGCCGACUGUGCCACAGAAGGAGCUGGGAGAUCGGUCAAUAAUGUUUCUGCGCGGCAAGCAGGUCGGCGGCAGCAGUGCGGUGAACUACAUGGCGCUUGCUCGUGGUCCGGCGGCUGACUACGACGAGUGGGCUGUUCUGACAGAAGAUGAUCAGUGGACUUGGAAGAACACCUUGCCCUUGAUGAAAGAGCUCGAGGAUUUCCGACCUUCAAGACCGCAUGGUUUCGAACAAUACGCGGAGCCUGACCCUUCGUGCCAUGGUCGCGAUGGACCUCUGAAGGUUGGCUUCGGCGAUGUGAUGAGUCCGGGUGUCGAGCUGUUCUUUCGAGCCUGUAAAGAAGUGGGAAUUCCAGUCUGCUUGGAUAACAAUGCAGGCAACCCUGUUGGUGUAGGCCUUGCACAGUUCAAUACUCGGGACGGUAUUCGAUCAUACUCGGCGAAUGCAUUCCUCGGUGAGGAAACACGGCAGAAGCUUCCUAAUCUGAAAGUUUUGACCAACACCUCUGUGGAUCAGAUUCUGUUCCACAACCAGCAGGCCGAAGGAGUAAAGCUAUUCGAUCAUUCGAACGGCUCCACUUCUCAAGUACUGUGUCGGAAGGAGGUCAUUGUGUGUCAAGGAACGUUUGGCUCUCCACAGCUAUUGAUGCUAUCAGGAAUUGGCCCAAAGGAGACACUGGAGCAUUUAGGAAUCCGGUGUGUCGUUGACAAUCAGAAUGUUGGUCAGGGCAUGUUGGACCACAGCAUCCUCACAAUUGAGUAUCAGACCAACGACGAUAUUCCCGCCCAUAACCAGGUCUUUGCCAACCCUGAGCUCCUGGCGGAAGCGGAUGCUCAAUAUGCCAAAGACAGGACUGGUCCCCACAACGUCUUUGGAACGAGUGGAUCUGUGGCCUUUCCGAAGAUUCGACGUCUGUUUGAAAGUCCUGAGUUCGAAGCACUCGACCAACAGAGCAAGAAAUUCAUGCUUGAAAGCACGAGACCAUCGGCCGAGAUCUGGCUUGGAUCAGGCCCUGCAGCCUUUGACGACGUCAAGCCUGAAGACACAUACAUGACCCACGAGUUGCUGUUGCAGAACAAUCUUUCGAGAGGGAGCCUUUCUUUACAAUCGGCAGAUCCAAGGGAACUGCCGCGCAUAGACCCUCGGUUCUUGGAGCAUCCGUUUGACAAGAGAAUCGCCAUUGAGACGGUGAGAGAAGCAGUGGCAAUCGGUCGGUCAAACGCAUAUCACUCAAUGAUUCAGCGCAUGGUCCAUGGGCCAGCAGCCGAUGACGACGAAAGUAUCCUGCGUUUCAUCCGCGCAAACCUUGGGCAGGGUUACCACAGUUUGGGCACUUGCCGAAUGGGUCCGCCAACAAAAGACGGCACGGUCGUGGACCAACACUUCAGGCCACUUGGGACUAAGGGUCUUCGAGUUGCGGAUAUUUCGGUCUGCCCGAUCCUGACGUCCAACCACACCCAGAUCAAUGCUUAUCUGAUCGGUAGACGUUGUGCUGAUGCAAUGAUACGAGACUUUCAUAGCAGCUCAUAG
Molecule: messenger RNA, 1719 nt
Organism: Exophiala viscosa
Lineage: Eukaryota; Fungi; Ascomycota; Eurotiomycetes; Chaetothyriales; Herpotrichiellaceae
Product: glucose-methanol-choline oxidoreductase
Exons: 1
Coding region: 1-1719 (572 amino acids)
Molecular function (GO): flavin adenine dinucleotide binding; oxidoreductase activity, acting on CH-OH group of donors
Source: RefSeq, a predicted model, not a curated record